This is a messenger RNA of Guyanagaster necrorhizus, 633 nucleotides long. RefSeq lists its product as uncharacterized. NCBI's taxonomy places the organism in Eukaryota, Fungi, Basidiomycota, Agaricomycetes, Agaricales, Physalacriaceae. The record is from RefSeq and is a predicted model, not a curated record. The annotation marks the transcript as partial. The transcript has 2 exons.
UAAACAAGCACGAUCAUGUCGCCUCACGCGCUGUCGUCGAAGCAAGAGAGAAAACUCGUCGACUAUCUAGAUGACAGCUUCCUCACUAUGAUGAGAGGCUACAAAAUGCGCUCGCAGUCCACGUCGCAUCUACCCACUCUUCAGCUCUAUCUGGAGGCAGCGACGAAGCUGCUGCUAAUGAUACUGCAGAUCCCACCUGUUGACCCGUCGACGUCGCUUCGGACGUCGUACCUCCUCCAUCUCACCAACGACGUGCUGAGUUCCAUCGUGGGGUACCCACCUAAUCCACAGAAUGCCGCGGACCUCAUGGACUGGCUGGAUGACCUUGAUCAGGCUUGGCUAGCGGUUCUACAAUCCCAGGUGUGGGAUCCCAAAGAGGGCCUCGGUGUCGAUCUGGUGAUUGACGUCGAUUCCGUCGCGGCUGGGGUCAAGUCUUCUCCACUGAGUCAGACGGAGCGAACGCGCCUGAGAAGUUUACUCCUCGGCGGGGUUGAGACGCUCGAGGAAUGGCUGUUUGGGUGGGAAGGCGACGGUGAUAGUAGUGGAAAUAUUCUGGAGAGCACGGGUUUGCAGGCGGCGUUUGACGAGGUAUUUUCUCGGACACUCGAUGAGCUGGGCGGGUUAGGCGGAUUG